Osmia lignaria (orchard mason bee) is the source of this 2023-nucleotide messenger RNA. RefSeq lists its product as uncharacterized. NCBI's taxonomy places the organism in Eukaryota, Metazoa, Arthropoda, Insecta, Hymenoptera, Megachilidae. The record is from RefSeq and is a predicted model, not a curated record.
GAGGUUGUAGCGCGGCAAUAGAGGCCGAGCUGAUCAGUCUGCGCGAUUCCGUCGAGCGGUGAACGUCGUCGUCGCCGUCGUUCUAUCCUCUCAGUCUGUUUAACUUCUCCCUACCUCUCUUUUCGCCUCUCCUCUCGCUUUCGCAAAGUCGAGCAAGCAUUUUCGUGACUGCCCUUUUUUUCCUCCCCCCCCUCGUUGCAUCGUUUCCGAUCAACAGACGCAAGGAUAAUCGAGUCGUCGUUUCGAGAGGUGCAUUCGAUCGAAAAAGAAUCGAUUUGCUGAUACGGCAGAAACUCUCCCGAGCACAGAUGGUCAGAGGGUCGUUGCCUGAUAUCGCAGUGACGAUGGCAUCGGGAAGGGAAAUUUAUGGCGCAUUCAGUUUAAUCGUGGACGACGUCGACUCGCACUCGAUGUCCAGCGAAAAUUCCGAUCUGGACGGUUUAUCGAACGUGAGCAGUUCCCAAAAUUCCUCGUCCCAAACGCCGCUGGAUAGCCCGGGCGGGCCGAGAGAGAAAAUCAAACAGAUGCAAGUGGAAGCGGAAACGAGGAGAGGCGAAUUUGCCAGGUUACUCGAGGAACACGCUCAAGUCGUGAGGAAGUUGAAAAUGAUGGAAGCCGAGGAACAGCUGUCGGCGAGCGGAAACGUGGUCGGUGCCACACACGCAUGAUUCCGUCCUUAAUCAGGCAGAGAAUGAUCGUGGAAUUGGGACCACCGAUUCUUUAAGCGCGAUGGAAGAAUUUAUGAAAAAUGUUUUUCAGACGAUGAACAAUGUUCGAGAAAGAUGUGAAGUUUAUUAUUUUUCCUUUUUCUUUUCAUUUUUUUUCUUUUUCUUCUUCAAAGUCGUCUGUAUUUCCGUCGCGAACUUCUUGAUUUCUGUAAACUGUAAGUUUCGCUAUCGUUCCUCCGAGAAAACGUAGAAAUUCGAGGUGGAACGAAGCAAUUUAGAGAGUUUUCGUUAAAUUUGAAGAAUAAAAGGGUGGUUAGGUAAACGGAAAACGAAUAUUUUUACGCUUCCUCUAGAUCUCGAAGCGAAGCUGCGUUCCUGCUUCUCAUCGUUUUUAGAAUCUGGUGUUCGCGGGAAACGAGUACGCGGGUAAAAAUAAAAACUAUUACACGAGUCUCGACUAAAUAGCUCAUUAAUUUAGGAGAAAAAAAGAAGAAGAAAGAUCUCGCGUAACAUUCAGAGAUUAGUCGAUUUUCGGGAGGGCAAUUCGGUUUCUAGGUUUAUCGUAAAGUCUGAAACACUUCUAGUUACGACAAUAACGAAAAACAGUCGGUGUACAUUCGUGAAUGCUUAAUAAAUCAAGAGAAUAACAAAUGUACCCGAUGUAAAUAUACAGCAAAGAUAAAAGUGGCUGGCCUAAGCGUAGUACAAACUUUUGAGAAACUUUGUGCUAAACCAGAAUAGUGUAAAGCUUUUGGGUCCGAGCACCGUCUUCGACACGCUAACACUUAAUAAGCGGAUAGAAUACAUCAUCGUCAUUUCCAAACGAAACGUCGUCAUUGUAACUAUGUAAUUGUAGUGAAUUUUAACGAAGUACAAGCUUCUAACGUUUUAUAGCAUUGUAUAUUUGAGUGUUCCAUAAAAUAUUGUAAGCUAGUUUUAUAUUACCGUAAACGUGCGUACGAUAGCAUAGGAUUUCAAGCCUGGCCGUAUUACACGCAAACUUUCUGUAAAUAGAUUUCCUUUCUAACAAGAUGCAUCAUCCAACUAAGGUGUUGCUCGUCCACGAGAUGCUUUCUAUAACGUUAGGAUAUGCAAUAAUAUAAAUCAACAGAGUAGAACACUCUUUACUUUGUUAUAUUUUAUAAACUAUAGAGAGAGAAAAAAAAAAAAAUGGUUCACUUUGAAUAUGGACCAAUGAAUUAAAGAGUACAACAUUUGCUUGUAUCUCCGUGUGAAUAUUGCGUCAGGUUUGCAUCCACUUAAAAGGAUAGACACUGUUAGGCAUUUAUAGAGAUACACAUAUAUUAUACAUAUAUGUAUAAAAAUAUAUGAAUAAACUUGUGUUACAACGGUAA